This is a messenger RNA of Labrus bergylta (ballan wrasse), 687 nucleotides long. Its product is annotated as histone H4. Gene Ontology annotation, cellular component: nucleosome. NCBI's taxonomy places the organism in Eukaryota, Metazoa, Chordata, Actinopteri, Labriformes, Labridae. Gene Ontology annotation, molecular function: structural constituent of chromatin; DNA binding; protein heterodimerization activity. The record is from RefSeq and is a predicted model, not a curated record. Gene Ontology annotation, biological process: nucleosome assembly.
AUGAGUGGUCGCGGAAAGGGAGGGAAAGGACUCGGUAAAGGAGGCGCCAAGCGUCAUCGUAAAGUCCUCCGUGAUAACAUCCAGGGAAUCACCAAGCCCGCCAUCCGCCGUCUGGCUCGCCGUGGCGGUGUGAAGCGGAUCUCCGGUCUGAUCUAUGAGGAGACCCGCGGUGUGUUGAAGGUGUUCCUGGAGAACGUGAUCCGUGACGCCGUCACCUACACCGAGCACGCCAAGAGGAAGACCGUCACCGCCAUGGAUGUGGUUUACGCUCUGAAGAGACAGGGCCGCACCCUGUACGGCUUCGGAGGUUAAACCUGUUACUCCACCUGGAUACUAAACAAAAGGCUCUUUUAAGAGCCACACACAUCACCUAGAGAGCUUUAUUCACACUCAUUUAACUAACACUUUACAAUAGAUCAUUACAUAAUAACCCAACUGUUUAACUUACAAAUUAUGCCAUUUUGGUCCUUUUCGUAGAGUCACGGAUGGAAGUUUUUAUUAACCUAAUUUCUCCUCUUAACUCCGGUACUAGAGAAGUCUGACGGCCGCAGAAAUCUCGUCUUCUACGCAUUAAGGGCAGCAAUCGAGUUUAAGUGCCCCAUGUAACAUGUUGUUCAAUCAUCAUAUGUCCAAAAUGUAUUUUUUCAAUUUGAAAAUAGUGACAAGAAUCUACCCUUUAUUGCAGAU